Messenger RNA from Porites lobata, 1114 nucleotides. The record is from the annotation of a GenBank genome assembly. Lineage: Eukaryota; Metazoa; Cnidaria; Anthozoa; Scleractinia; Poritidae.
CCAAAGGUUCACCAUUGCGCAUGCGUUUGUGGUGUCGUGACAGCGUCGGCUGACGGCGAGGCGGGAAGAUCUGCUUCUUUGAAGGCGUCGUGGAAAAUGGAGGCUUUAGACAAAGUCUGUUCAAAAAAGUAAGUGUCUGCGAAAUUUUGCUUCCUUUUGUGAGCCAAACCCUAUUUUUAAUUAGGGUAGACUUUAUCUUAUGUUGUAAACACAAAUGCACUUUUGAUGUCGUUUUUACGGCUUAUCCCGCUCGCAAAAUUAUGUUAGAAUAAGUUUAAUUAAAUCUCAUUAUUUGGUACAGAAUAGAAUGAAAUUUUACGCCAGAAACCAAUGACUUGAUCGUCUUUAAAACAACACUCUUUUUUCGAAUCGUUGAUUCAGUUCAUUGAUUACAAACAUUCAUGAAUGCCAAAAACUGAAACAUUUGAAAAGGACAGCGAAAAUUACUUUGCUUCCAUCUUAGACAACUUCUAUUUGAAAGUUUUAAUCAGCUUUUGCUACAGUUAGGGCGUUUUAGUUUAAAUUAAAUGUAAACUUGAACUCUCACUGUUGUUGUUAUCAUGCUCAAGAUUUUAAUCGACCUUUUUUUUUUCACUAUUUAUCCCCGUAAGAAUGGUCCGUGAUAUCUAGAAGAUAGACUACUUAAGUUUUUAAAAUAUUUCUUUGUGUACCCAGCAGUGAUCUCAAAUAUCUCUGAAUAAGAGUGUUACAUGAAAGUUAUGGAUCAUCCAUGAAUCUAAGAUAGGUCUUUUAACUCACACAUGGCCUUCAAGCUUUCCAUACUAGAUGACAUUAAAGUAAGAUGUAAAAAUACGAAAUAUCUCUGCCUUAUCUCAUAACAGUAUAUUUGCAUAAAAUUUGUAGUGCUCAAAAGCCUAUGGUGUGGACCAAUAAACACAAUGAAUUGUUGGUGCAAGAAAUGUACCUGUUUGAACCUUGGAAUUUCAAACGAGGGAGUAAACAAAGGGGCCAAGUUUGGGAAAGAAUAAGUGAAUCGCUCAAUCUGUAUGAAUCUUCCAAGUUUACAGUAAACCAGAAGUCAGUACGUGAUCACUACAUCUUCCUGGAGAAAGAACAAAAGAAGAAAAUAAGAGAAGAAGAACAAGCCAGUUGA